This is a messenger RNA of Pochonia chlamydosporia 170, 1548 nucleotides long. Its product is annotated as 60S ribosomal export protein NMD3. NCBI's taxonomy places the organism in Eukaryota, Fungi, Ascomycota, Sordariomycetes, Hypocreales, Clavicipitaceae. Gene Ontology annotation, cellular component: cytoplasm; nucleus. The transcript is spliced from 2 exons. Bases 1 to 1548 code for a protein of 515 amino acids. Gene Ontology annotation, molecular function: ribosomal large subunit binding. The record is from RefSeq and is a predicted model, not a curated record. Gene Ontology annotation, biological process: ribosomal large subunit export from nucleus.
AUGUCGAUGGAUCUAGACGACGCUCCCGUCCCUAUCGGGGCGGUACCUCAACAGACGGCCGCAACUAUUCUCUGCUGCAACUGCGGUGCUCCCAUUGACGGGACGACUGCCACCGGCGCCCUCUGCUUCAACUGCGUCAAACUCACAGUCGACAUCUCGCAAGGAAUCCCGCGCGAAGCAACCAUCAACUUCUGCCGUGACUGCGACCGAUGGCUCCUCCCACCGACGAGCUGGAUCGUGGCCAUGCCCGAAUCUCGCGAACUGCUGGCCCUGUGUCUCAAAAAACUGCGAGGUCUCCACAAGGUUCGCAUCGUCGACGCAAGCUUCGUGUGGACGGAACCUCACUCCCGAAGAAUAAAGGUCAAGCUCACGAUCCAGGAUGCCGUCCAGGACGGCGUCUUGCUUCAGCAGAGUUUCGAAGUUGUGUACAUUGUUGCGACGCAGCAGUGCCCCGAGUGCGCCAAGUCAUAUACCGCCAACGUGUGGAGGGCGUGUGUCCAGGUCCGGCAAAAGGUCUUGCACAAGAGAACAUUCUUGUUCCUGGAACAACUCAUCAUGAAACACCACGCUCACAGGGAUACACUCAACAUCAAAGAGGCCAAGGACGGCAUUGACUUCUUCUUUUCGCAAAAGAACCAGGCUGAAAAGUUUAUCGACUUCCUCAACUCGGUUGUGCCCGUUACGGUCAAGGCAUCGCAGGAGCUGAUUUCUCAGGACGUCCACACGUCCAAAAAGUCAUACAAGUUUUCGUACUCUGCUGAGAUUGUGCCCAUCUGCAGAGACGACCUGGUCGCCAUGCCCAUCAAGCUGGCCAAACAACACGGCAACAUCUCCCCGCUGGUGUUGUGUCACAAGAUCGGUACUUCAGUGUACCUGAUGGACCCUCAGACUCUCCAGACAGCCGACAUUGCGUCGCCGAUAUACUGGCGCGCUCCGUUCCGGUCACUCGCCGACGCCAAAGAACUAGUGGAAUUCAUCAUCAUGGACAUCGAGCCCACCAACGUCCGCAAGGGCAAGUGGGUGCUCUCCGAGGCCACCGUCGCCAGGGCGUCAGACCUCGGCGUCAAUGACAAGACGUACUUUACCAGAACACACCUGGGCCACUAUCUCCAGCCCGGCGACUCAGCCAUGGGAUACCUCCUCACGGGCACCAUGUUCAACAACCCCGAGUUCGAGGCCAUUGAAGAGUCCAACACAUACUCCUCCACCAUCCCUGACGUCGUCCUCGUCAAGAAGCACUACCCGCGUCGCAGAAAGAACCGCCGCCGCAACUGGAAGCUCAGACGCAUGGGCAAGGAUGAGGGCGAGCUGCUGCCCAAGAAGGCUGAUCAAGAUCGCAUGGAUCGAGAGUACGAGAUGUUCUUGCAGGAUGUAGAGGAGGACGAGGAGCUGCGUGCCGCUCUUGCUCUGUACAAGAACGAGAAGAAGAGGGCUGAGGAGGAAAUGAGCGUAGCUGAGACGGAAGACGAUGAUGAUGAUGGUGUUCCACAGGUUAACAUGGAUGAGUUGCUAGACGACUUUGAUGAGCUCACGAUGCAGGACUCUUGA